This is a messenger RNA of Capsicum annuum, 1034 nucleotides long. RefSeq names its product putative disease resistance protein At3g14460. Lineage: Eukaryota; Viridiplantae; Streptophyta; Magnoliopsida; Solanales; Solanaceae. The record is from RefSeq and is a predicted model, not a curated record. The annotation marks the transcript as partial. The transcript has a single exon.
UAUGGUAGCUUGUCCUCCAAAAAGCCUUUUAACUCUCUUGAGGAGCUUGAAUUUGCUGAGAUGACAGAGUGGAAGCAGUGGCACGUACCAGGGAAUGGAGAGUUCCCUACACUUGAGAAACUUUCACUUUCAAAAUGCCCUGAACUCUGUUUGGAGACACCCAUCCAACUUUCAAGUUUGAAAGAGUUUCACGUUACUGAUUCUCCAAAGGUUGGAGUUCUUUUUGAUGAAGCUGAACUGUUUACAUCCCAACUUCAGGGAAUGAAACAGAUUGUUAGAUUAUCUAUUACUGAUUGUAACUCUCUUGCCUCUUUACCUAUUAGCAUUCAGCCUAGUACCUUGAAGAGAAUAAAGAUAUCUCGUUGUCGGAAAUUGAAAUUGGAGAGGCCAGUUGGUUAUUGUGACAUGUUUCUAGAGGAAUUGAAACUGGUUGAUUGUGAUUCUAUAGCCGAUACAUCAUCAGCUGAGUAUGAGUUGGUCCCAAGAGCACGCGAUUUGAAUGUAAGUAGUUGCCACAGCCUUUCUGGGUUUUUGAUUCCUACCAGAGCUGAAGAACUCGAAAUUUGGAAUUGUGAAAAUCUUGAAAUACUUUCGGUGGCAGGUGGGACUCAGAUAACUUCAUUGUGUAUAGAGAAUUGUGAGAAGCUGAAGUGGCUUCCGGAACGUAUGCAGGAACUCGUUCCAUCUCUUAAGAGACUGACACUGGGGAAUUGUCCAGAAAUAGAGUCCUUUCCUGAAGGAGGAUUGCUGUUCAAUUUAGAAUGCCUUUGGAUUUGCAAUUGCCGGAAACUGGUGAACGGUCGAAAGGAGUGGUGUUUACAGAGACUCUCAUGUCUCAGAAUGUUAGCAAUCGAACAUGAUGGCAGCGACGAAGAGAUUCUUACUGAUGAGAAUUGGGAGUUGCCUUGCUCUGUUCGAACUCUUCACAUAUCCAAUCUGAAAACAUUAAGCAGCCAACUUCUCAAAAGCCUCACCUCUCUUGUGUUAAUAGAACUUUAUUGAAAGAAAGAAAGGCUAAGGUUUACAAUAUAAUC